CCAUAAAUUGAAACGCACGUCCAGUUUGACAACACAGUCUUAUUCCAAAAUUCCUAAAAACUAAAAAAUGGUACAUUUUUUUGUAACCUCAUUCACCCAAAUGGGUUUGUUGUUGGUUUUGAUUUGUUGGACGUCUAGUUCGACUGGCGCUACUUUCUCCUUGGAAGAAGAAUUUCGACAACUGAAAGAAAAUUACAUUCAAAUAAAAGAAGACGUGAAAAGUUUGGAGGCCAAAGAUUCACAACUAAAAAGCUUGGAGUCAAAAGUGAUUCAAUUAGAGUCAACAGUGACUGAACUAAAGGCCAAAGUUCAACAACAAGAUUCACUUUUAACUUCCAUUUUACGAGAGAAAAAUGAACGCACAGUAGCCACCGAUACUGACUCUUCUCUGACUAGCAGUAACCAAAAUAACCAAUCAGCAGUUGCCAUAAACGGACUGCCAUCUUCUUGCGAUGAUCUCAAGAUGAUGGGCCACAUCUGGAACGGAAUUUAUUUCGUCAUGGGAACAGCGAAGAUUGAAUCCGUUUACUGUGAUUUCACAAAACUCCCUAACGAUGCAGGAUUUCAGAAAUGGAUCGGAUAUGCUGACGUCAAAUCAGUACCCGUCUAUUUCUAUGUCCAAAAGUUUGAUUAUUUCUACACAGUUGGAACUCCGAUUCCUUUUGAACUAGCGCGGAUGAACAUUGGAAACGCCAUGGAUUUACCAUCGGGGAUAUUUACGGCACCACGACCGGGAACUUAUUUCUUUUCAUUCACGGGACUGACGAAUUUGCCAGAUUCAUCAUCUAAUCCUUAUAAUUAUGCUCAGUUUGAAGUUAAGCUUAUUUUAAACGGACAGUCAAUCGGGACUGGUUAUCUUGAAGAGGGAAACACCAUUAAUAAUCAAAACGAUCAAGUUACCAUUCAUUCGACGCUGAACUUGAAAAGCGGAGACCGAGUCUGGGUGGUGAUUGCAGCAAUGGCAACAGGGGCGUUUCUGUUUGACAGCGAUUACCAUUGCACCCAUUUCAGCGGAUUCUUGUUGGAUGAGGACAUAGUCGCCUCCCUUUGAGAGCAAAAUUAUAAUCGAUUGACCAUGGAGAUAACAAAUUUUAAAUGCUGUACUAUCAAUGAUAUCGAAAGCUAGCGGUAAACAACUACAAUUUCUUUAAAAAUUAAAAUUUUAACAACCUUUUUUAACGACGAUUACAUGAUUAUUAAAUUUUAAAAACGUGGGUGAUAAAUAAAAUCAAUUGAAGU
Daphnia pulex (common water flea) is the source of this 1239-nucleotide messenger RNA. RefSeq lists its product as uncharacterized. The transcript has 3 exons. Bases 68 to 1051 code for a protein of 327 amino acids. Lineage: Eukaryota; Metazoa; Arthropoda; Branchiopoda; Diplostraca; Daphniidae. Gene Ontology annotation, molecular function: protein binding. The record is from RefSeq and is a predicted model, not a curated record.